Knipowitschia caucasica is the source of this 573-nucleotide messenger RNA. NCBI's taxonomy places the organism in Eukaryota, Metazoa, Chordata, Actinopteri, Gobiiformes, Gobiidae. The record is from the annotation of a GenBank genome assembly.
AUGGGGGAGGACAGUUACUGGUCUCCUCUGGGGCCCCCCCCUGCAGCCUGGCUCCACAGAGAGGGGGCCGCGGCCUCCAGAGACGCUGCCUACCCCACAGUGAAACCUCCACAGCGCUACAGCACCGAGGGAUGCUUCUGUCCUCAAGACGUGGUGGAGGAGGCCGUGCUGCUGCUGCUCAUCACAGAGUCAAUGACGAGCGGAGAGGCGGUGAUCAGUCGGAUGCCGGAUCAGGCCGAGGCGCGGCAGAGCAGCCUCCAGGACGCCUCCUCUGUGUACGACCUGCUGACCAUCGGCAUGGCCAGGAGGGGGCAGUACGCCAUGCUGUCAGAGUGUCUGGAGCGAGCCCUCAAGUUCUCCUUCAACGAGGUCCACCUGUGGCUCCAGCUGGGCCUGUCCCUCAUGUCUGCAGAGAAGGUGAGCUCACCCGCCUCAAAACACCCCAGGACCUCCCCCAGAACCUCCCCCCAGGACCUCCCCCAAGGACCUCCCCCCAAUACCACCCCCAAGGACCUCCCCCCAAUACCACCCCCAAGGACCUCCCAUAGGACCUCCCCCAAGGACCUCCCAUAG